AUGACUGUAUGGUGUCAACGCUGCAAUCGCCCCUACGGCACUAUCAAUGCGCUCGAUCAACAUGUCCGAGACUCUCCGAAGCACCACGACUGCCCCGAAUGCGACUUUGACGCCGAUACGUGGGACGAAUUGCUCGAUCACUGCCGCGACGAGGGCUGUCGCACCGUGUGUCAAGAUUGUGACGAUGGCGAUGGCAUACACUAUGAUCCUCAAUCGGAUGAGUACUGGAAUCAUGUUGAAGAGUUCAAUGUAUGCAUCCAGUGCGAGAGGCACUUUGACUCGCCGACCAAUCUUCACCAACAUCAGCUUUCUCAUCGUACACCAACGUACAAAUGUUAUGAAUGUACGAGCAUGUUCAAGACCUACGGCGGCAUGGUCAUCCAUCUCGAACACGGCACCUGCGGCGAUAUCGACUCCACCGACCUCAAUAAGCUGGCAGCCGUGUGCAAUAGAUGGGAUCAGUUCAUCGACACGAACUAUCGGGGUGAACUGUUCAAUCAAGGGCAUACGACGUAUAGUGCCACUCCAUUCAUGUGUCCGACUUGCGAUGCGGCGAUGUCGAAACUGUCGAGCUUGUUCCAGCAUAUCGAGUCGGAUUCUUGUGCGCAGAAGCUGAACGAGGGGGCUAUCGGACAGUUGAGGAGGUUCUUGAGAAGUCGGCUGAGCUGA
Alternaria rosae is the source of this 669-nucleotide messenger RNA. RefSeq lists its product as uncharacterized. Gene Ontology annotation, biological process: regulation of transcription by RNA polymerase II. Bases 1 to 669 code for a protein of 222 amino acids. The record is from RefSeq and is a predicted model, not a curated record. NCBI's taxonomy places the organism in Eukaryota, Fungi, Ascomycota, Dothideomycetes, Pleosporales, Pleosporaceae. Gene Ontology annotation, cellular component: nucleus. Gene Ontology annotation, molecular function: DNA-binding transcription factor activity, RNA polymerase II-specific; sequence-specific DNA binding. The transcript has 4 exons.